This is a messenger RNA of Fomitopsis serialis, 694 nucleotides long. RefSeq lists its product as uncharacterized. The record is from RefSeq and is a predicted model, not a curated record. Lineage: Eukaryota; Fungi; Basidiomycota; Agaricomycetes; Polyporales; Fomitopsidaceae. The annotation marks the transcript as partial. The transcript has a single exon.
AUUGUCAUCUAUCUUGUCGCGCGCGACACAUUCUGCUGCUGAAUGCACCGAGGAUCAAGCGUUCUGACCUGAAAUCUGACAGACACGCGGAUGGUGGAUGUUAUCCCGCUCGUCUCCGAGCCUGCCGAGGGGGUGCAUCCGGAUGCGUGGUCCCAGCAUUCUCGACUGCCAGUGGUAUGUGUGUCGUCCAAUUUGGUGGGGAUCCUUCACACAUGGGUCUGGGCCGCCCAGCGAUAUGUGCUACCAACGUGUACAGGACCUAGGUUCAUUAGGACGCCGCCCCGACGAUGCCUCAGCGGAGAUAGUAAACGUGGAAUACCAGCGAGACUUCUGUCAAUCGUCUUACUGACCCAUUGCUACUCCUGCAUGUCCGCAGUUGAUGCCCUCGAGCUUUCGCACCGUCGAGAUCUGGAGUCCGUUGGCCGACGGUUCGCACCAUUUCCGCUUCACGACUACCUUUCCCGAGCCGAGGAAUGGGUACAUGACUGAACUCUGCCGUAAAAUGCUACACAUUGCGCCAACCUUCCCCUUCUCCGUUUGCUAUGCCCGAUGCCUUGGUGGCCAAGCUGCUCUCUCAGCCGCUCCCCCUUCCGAAGGUUCCGAAGGAACCAGAACUCGAACGUGUUCCCGGCCUCGAAGAGAUUGAUCCUGUCUUUCCAGCACUCCGGGAAUGCAGAAUCUUCCACCAUCGAAC